Molecule: messenger RNA, 1116 nt
Organism: Poecile atricapillus (Black-capped chickadee)
Lineage: Eukaryota; Metazoa; Chordata; Aves; Passeriformes; Paridae
Gene: MRPL40
Product: mitochondrial ribosomal protein L40
Exons: 4
Coding region: 1-969 (322 amino acids)
Cellular component (GO): mitochondrial large ribosomal subunit; mitochondrial ribosome
Source: RefSeq, a predicted model, not a curated record
AUGGGCCCGCGCCCGGCGCCGCAGUGCCCGCGCCCCCGGCCGGCCCGAGCCGCCUCAGCGCCGCUCCAUGUCCCGGUGCCGCCGCCGCCCCGCCGCAUCCCCCGCCCGGCGCCGCCGGCGAUCCGGCACCGCCGGAACUCGGCGCCUGGCAACCGCCAAACCGGCCCGGCGGGAAACAGCGCCCCGACCCCGCCGUUCCCCCGCCAGGCGCCGCCCCCCCACAGCGCGGGCGGGCGCCCCCUGGCGGGCGGAGCGGGCCGGUGCCGGCGGGGCGGGAGCUCCGUGGAGGGCGCGCGCCGGAACGUUCGUGCCCCGGAACGGGGGACGCGGGGUCGGAGCGCGGCCGGCGGGGGCUCGGCGCAGCGCGGGGCCAUGUGGGCGGCGGCGGCGGCGCGGGGGCUCCGCGGGGCCCGGCUCAGCUCCUGGCUGCCCCAGAGGCUCCUGCUCCGAGAGAGUCACUGGCAGAGUUCAUUGCUGGAGUUCAGGACAUCCGUCCCUGUGAGAGCACAACCAAAGAAGAAAAAGAAAGUGGAUGUGAAGAAAGAGCAAGCACAGAAGGAGCGUAUGAAGAAAAAGCUUAAAAAGUUGGAAAAAGCUGCCCCAGAACUGAUUCCAAUAGAGGAUUUUAUAACACCACUUAAGUACUCAGAGAGCAACAGGGUGCGGAGUCUUCCCACUCUUUCUCCUGAAGAGACUGAAAGAAGAGUUUUGCUUUUGAAGAAGUGGUGUUUGUUUAAGCAGAAACAAGAUGAGGCAGAAAAGAAUGCAAUUAAGGCCCUCGUAGAAUCUCAGCAAGAGGCGCUGAAGGAAUUGCGCCUGGAAUCCGAGGAGCUGUAUGAGGCAGCAAUCCGGAGGGAUGAGGGCCUUUUCCCCUUCGAGAGGGAGGGACCCAGUUACACCCCUCCCCUUCCUGGCUACGAUCCCCCCGAAGGAAAGUGCAUUGACAUCACCAAGGUGUACACGCAGUGAUGGAGGAGCUCCUGCUUCAGUUGCCAGGAGGUGCUCAGCCAACUUGAAGGAAGAAAGAUUGGAAUAAGAACAAACAAUUCUUCCUGCAGGUUACAACACUGCAAGAUGUGACUGUAAAAAAAUAAAUGAAGUAUCUCUGUGUUUUAA